Molecule: messenger RNA, 2829 nt
Organism: Pundamilia nyererei
Lineage: Eukaryota; Metazoa; Chordata; Actinopteri; Cichliformes; Cichlidae
Gene: fam78ab
Product: family with sequence similarity 78 member Ab
Exons: 3
Coding region: 571-1359 (262 amino acids)
Source: RefSeq, a predicted model, not a curated record
CGUGUCGGGGUGAACCUGCCGAGGCAGAGAUGGGACGAGCGCGGAGAAAUGACAGCUUGUGCAGGAAUUUAGGCUGAACUGCAGCCCAUCUCUCGGAGCACUGCAGCUGUCCGCUCGGUCGAACUAUGUAACAGUUGGAAUUUCUUCCAUCAGAGCUGCAUUAUACAUAUUUUGUAUCUAUAUAUUAUUAUUAUUUUUUAUUUAGUUUGACACCUGAUCCCGUGGAAUGGUCGCAAAAGUUGACCCGGCGCCGUCCUUUUGGAUGUUGCGGUGCUCAGUCUCAAACUCGACCAGACUGUCAGCGCUCGGAGAAAUGCUACCUCUGUUAACGGGACGCUGAAAUUGUUUGCAAUUGGAAGGAAAGGGGAGAGAAGGGGACGAAGAAAUAAAUAACGGGAUCGGUUGUGGAAGGAGAUAACGGAAUUACCUCUGUGACCGGAGAACUGUGCGAGCCGCCGUUUACGCUGAAUUUCUCCAGGAUUUCGCCCCAAACAAUUCAGUGGAGACUUUCCAGUGAAUUGUUUUAUAGACUGCUGGACGUUCUUGUGGACUGUGUUGCUAUUUAAUGCAAUGGGCUGCAUCCAGAGUAUCAGAUGUAAGCCCAAGAGUUUCCGAGACAGCAUCGUCAUCCUGGAGCUGAACGCUACUAUCGACUCCAACCCCACCAGCAUCGACGAGACAUCCGGCGUGGUCUUGCGCUACCGGACGCCGCACUUUCGAGCGAACGCCCGAAUACUGGUGCCACCAGUAGCAGCUAAGGAGACGUGGACCAUCGGCUGGAUCCAAGCCUGCAACCACAUGGAGUUCUUUAACACGUAUGGGGACAAAGGAAUGUCAAGUUGGGAACUCCCUGAUCUGCGUGACGGCAAGAUCCAGGCCAUCAGCGACUCAGACGGCGUCAACUACCCGUGGUACGGAAACACUACUGAAACCUGCACCGUCAUAGGCCCCACCAAGAAGGACAGCAAAUUCGUAGUCAGUAUGAAUGACAAUUUUUACCCCAGCGUGACUUGGGGAGUGCCCGUCAGCGACAGCAAUGUGCCUCAGCUCAGCAGCAUCUUCCGCGACCAGAGCUUCACGACUUGGCUCGUGGCCAUCAAUCAGGCCACCUCAGAGACGCUGGUCCUGCAGACGAUCCGCUGGAGGAUGCGGCUGGACAUAAAAGUGGACCCGGAGAAGCCGCUGGGUCAAAGGGCCGUUCUGAAAGAGCCCGUGGCCCAGGUACAGCCACAGAUUCUGGGAAAGAAUGAGCCCAUCCCCCCCAACGCCAUGGUCAAGCCCAAUGCCAACGACGCCCAGGUGCUGAUGUGGCGGCCAAAGACUGGUGACCCUGUGGUGGUCAUCCCACCUAAAUACUGACCUGUUUUCCCUCUGACUUUCACUGACUGGCCUUGGAUACCUUAACAGUAUCAUCUUCUUCAGUUUCUUUCUUUUACUCCUGCUCCUCACCAGCUCUCACUGCUUUAACUCUUCUUUUUUUCUGUCUCUAUAUUCUCUCAUGUUUGAAAAUGAAACCAGCUCUCAGAAAACAAAACAAAAGACCAGCUGUUGCUUUGAGCUACGGGCUUGAACACUUUCUAAAGGCACUUUUGAAACCGGAGAAAAUGCAACUAUUCUACCUUCAGACUUGGUCGGGUCUCACUGUGCUAAACUGCAAAAACGAAAGAGAGCAUUUGUUUUGUUUUUUUACAGUACUGUAUAAUUGUUUGAGCCAACCGACGUAGGGUUUGGGAGUCCAGGGCAGAUUGAAGUUUUUCUAUGACCGUGCGUGUGCAGGUGGAUAUGCACAAAGGUCAUGAACAAGCAUCAGUUGUGUUUUGUUUUGUUUUGUUAAUUUAUGGACUGGAAGAGAAGCGUAUUUAAUUGUAUUUGAUGUUAUUGCUGUGUUCUCUACAUGACAAAUUGCAUUGGGUGACAUACUAGAUUUUAGUACUUUUUAAAGAAAAAAAAAACAUGCAAGACAUUCAAUCCAUGCUGCCUUACAUUACAUUGCUUUCCACUGCGAACUUCUUAGCCUUAAACAAAGUGCAAUGCAGUAUGUGGUAAACUCAUGCCCGUUCCUUCCAGACUGUUGGCGCUGGCACGUGUGGGUUUAGGACAGGAACCACAGCACUGAGGAAAAACUCGGGUUUCAGAUCUUGGCUUCUGGGUUUCAUUUACCUGCUGAAUCUAUUGUCUUAACAAACGCAACUGGCAUUAUGCACAGACACAGUUACACAACUGAGCUAACUAGCUGAGCUGUGUUUCAAGUGCUUUAUGCAAGAGAGGAGAUGCUCUGUGCAGAUGGACAUACAGAGAGGCGAGUCUCAUCAGCAGCCCUCAGCACACACACAUAAACACAAAAACAUGCAAUAACAACUUGAGCAUAAAAAAACUCCACAGCUCACCUCAUUUCACUUAUUUUACUCAAACCUUUACUGUUUUAGCAAAGUAGCAGAAAACAAGUUCUCUUUUCUCGAUAUUACACCAUCUCAGGGCCCCUUGUUACUUCCUUCCCUUCUCGAAUCUUUUUUUCCACCCAUCCUGUCUCGCCUCCUCCUUAUCACAUUGCUCACAUUGAGCAAUCAAUAUCUGUUAUAAAUAAGAAGGGAAAUAUUUUUUAAUAAGUGGUCAAUGAAAACAGCAGUCUGUCUUUUAUUUUUUGCUCCUGCAAUCUUUUUGUCAUCGCGUUUUUAUUGCUGCUGCCAUUAAUUUGCCUUCCAUCUAAUUUAAUCCAAUCAUUUGUUCUAUGUUAACAGAUUUUUCUGUUUGUUCCCCCCCCGUCCCUCACCCUCAAUCACUUUUAAUCUUUAUCUACCACCAGUGCUCCUCCUCCCACUCGCUCACUUC